AUGGCACCUACGAAAACAUCCGAAUCCAAGAUAGUUCCAGAAUUCCUUCACCACACGUGCUUGACUGUAGAUGAGCACGACAUUGAGGCCACAAAGGAUAUUCCUCGACUCUACGUUAUCGCUACCCAUGCAACAACAAAAGCGGCCAAGGAAUUCGCCCAUCAUGCCUUGACGUCCAUGGGUUACGACAAGGCAGACUUUGCAGUCUAUCAGGAGCAGACACCUGAUGCAGAAGGCUGGACGCAUGGUGACGGUGUUAUUGUCUAUGCCAAAGCGCCUGCCAGUCAAGAGUUCUUUGUUAGCAUCGAUACCACGCUGAAUACGGAAAACUUAUGCGCACAGGAAGAUGGGUCCAUGAUCCUCCCGCAUGGCGCCGAUCACCUCCAAUACAUCCUUCAGACUAAGAUCGACUAUCGGGCUGAUCGUGCUGUCACCACUCAGGUCCAAGGAGCUUAUUUGAAACGCAACGAUGCUAUCGAGGCAGCGAAGUGGUGUCUACUAGUUGACGGCCCGGACGACGCUGAAGCUCUUUACGACCAGUUCGAUGCCCGAGAAGACCUGAGUGUACCAGAGGAUUGGCCUUUCGGGGAGGAUGUUGUCGUUCACGCUGUGGCAUACACCGGCGAGAACUUCUUAGUUUCACUGAGAACGCCACCAGCUGCUUACCUGAAGCUCAGCAAGCAUGGUAGGGAGAAAUGGCACAGUGCGAAGCAAAAGGCAAAUGAAGUAUCGAAAUAA
Messenger RNA from Clonostachys solani, 738 nucleotides. The record is from the annotation of a GenBank genome assembly. Lineage: Eukaryota; Fungi; Ascomycota; Sordariomycetes; Hypocreales; Bionectriaceae.